Molecule: messenger RNA, 1328 nt
Organism: Saccoglossus kowalevskii
Lineage: Eukaryota; Metazoa; Hemichordata; Enteropneusta; Harrimaniidae
Molecular function (GO): GTP binding; GTPase activity
Source: RefSeq, a predicted model, not a curated record
GGGAUUUACCAGGCAGAGAAGAGAUGGACUUGAGAAAAAGUUAUUAUAAAGAUGUUGAUGCAGCAGUCGUUGUUGUAGAUUUAUCCGAUCAAGAGAGCAUUGAGUUGGCCGGGACGUGGAAACAAGACAUUGUCAACCAUGCAGUUAUUACAAAUAAAAAAACAGAAAAGCAAAGUGAUGGCACGAUGAAAGUAGUUACAGAGUACACCAAAGCUGAUCCAAAGGAUAUACCAGUAUUAUUACUCGGCAAUAAAUACGAUAUUAUUGAAGAAAAAGAAAGAUUACGAAAAAUUGAUGAAAAUGAUGAAAUUCGAAGUGAUGAUUUUCUAGAAAGGACGAUAGCUUUCACGGUAAAGAAUAAUGCAAUGGAGAGUGGAUUGAACAUGAAAACAAUUGAUACGAAUGGUGACGUAAACAGUUCUGAUUCAAGAAGUGGAAGCAAGACUACCAAGACAACAGAUGAAGAUGAGUAUUAUAAGCCAGUGGAGGUUGUUAUUAUGGAGGAAAUUGCAGAGCUUCAUGGAUUUGUUGGCAGUGUAAUGGUGUCGGCAAAAGAAGCAGAUGGUAGCGUACAUACUGCAUUACAGUCAUUACUCAGACAUCUGAUAGAGAGGAAACUGAAACAUAAGGCUCUAGAAAAGAUGGAACUUCAACAGAAGAAGAGAUUAAAGAAGAAGAAAAGAGUUAAAGUCGCGAAAAAUGAUUCAGAUUUUGAAGCGUUUGAAGAGGUGGAUAUACCCGAGUUUGAUGAGUUAUUCCAGAAAUGUAACAUUCCUGUAAGACGAGCACAUGAGGAUCGUGAUUCCUAUUUGAAUGCUGUUAAAAAGUUCAAAGUAUGUUGUGCUGAUGCUGACAUUGUGUCAACACCAAGUGCUAGCAUGGAAGACUGUAUAUCUGGUCUCAGAGAAAUCAUCGGUAACCCUCAUGAUUUCAUGGCUGUAGACGACAAUGACUUUCUACAGUUGGUUGUCAAAGGUGAAUCCUCACUGAAAGUUCCAAUACGGAAAGCACUAAAAACUUUCCACUCAGAUGUUGUUGUAUCUUGUAAGAUUAUUCUACGAGACUGUCCUAAAAUUGAGACUAUGUUAGAAGAUCUGGAUGAGCAGAUCGAUACCACUGCAGAUGAUGCUUGGAACCUUGCAACAAAGUACGGAAAAACGCACAAGAACGUCAAGAACAUCUUACAGGUAGUGGAUAAAAACCGAGCACGGAUUAAAAAUGCCAGGAGUGCCGUGAGUCAGAAUCUUCAGGAUGUUGACAAUACUAAUAAGAAAGUGAAAGCAGCAAUAAUGUGGAGUCAAGAAAAGGACACAAUUAAAGAGGAUUAA